AUGCCUGCGGCGGCGUCCGACGAGGCGUCCACGUCGGUGGCCUCGACGACAUCGGCGGCGGGCUCCACCUCGCCGUGCUCGUCGUCGUCCUCGGCGCGCGGCAAUAAGGACGACGACCACGCUGGCAACGACUCCAACUCCAUCGUCGCGGUGGGCAAGAACCCGUCGGCGCUGUCCGAGUCCGGGCUGUCCUCGGCCAUCGCGUCGCGCCGGUUCUUCCUCUCCUCCCCGGGCCGCUCCAACUCCAUCGUCGACUCGUCGGCGCACGGCGCCGCCGCCGCCGCCGCCCUGGGCGUAGGCGUGGGCGCGGCCGGGGUGGCGGUGCCCACGUACUCGCCGGACCCUCACGCCGACUUCCUCCGGUCCAUGGAGGAGAUGGCCGCGGCGCUGCGCCUGGACGCGCGCCGCCGCGGCGACAGGGCCCGCCUCCACGAGCUGCUGCUGUGCUACCUCGCGCUCAACGACAGGCGCGCGCACAAGUACGUCGUCAGCGCGUUCACUGACCUCCUGCUCCACCUCACCGCCGCCGCCAACCUCGACGACGACCACCAUGAUUAG
Miscanthus lutarioriparius is the source of this 558-nucleotide messenger RNA. Lineage: Eukaryota; Viridiplantae; Streptophyta; Magnoliopsida; Poales; Poaceae. The record is from the annotation of a GenBank genome assembly.